GUGAGCGCGGGGAGCCCGGGAGCGCGGCUGUGCGCGCGCGCGGGGAGGGGCCGCGCCGUCACCCGGAGAGCCCGGCGCGCGGAGCCCGGACGCCGCCGCGCACCUCCGCUCCCCGCCUGCCCGGCUCCAGCCGCCGCCGCCGCCGCACGGAGCGGCGGCAUGGAGGCUCUCACCACCCAGCUGGGGCCGGGGCGCGAGGGUAGCUCCUCGCCCAACUCCAAGCAGGAGCUGCAGCCUUACUCGGGCUCCAGCGCUCUCAAGCCCAACCAGGUGGGCGAGACCUCGCUGUACGGAGUGCCUAUCGUGUCUCUGGUCAUCGACGGCCAGGAGCGCCUGUGCCUGGCGCAGAUCUCCAACACCCUGCUCAAGAACUACAGCUACAAUGAGAUCCACAACCGCCGCGUGGCCCUGGGCAUCACGUGCGUGCAGUGCACGCCGGUGCAGCUGGAGAUCCUGCGGCGCGCCGGGGCCAUGCCCAUCUCCUCGCGCCGCUGCGGCAUGAUCACCAAGCGCGAGGCCGAGCGCCUGUGCAAGUCGUUCCUGGGCGAGCACAAGCCCCCCAAGCUGCCCGAGAACUUCGCCUUCGACGUGGUGCACGAGUGCGCGUGGGGCUCGCGCGGCAGCUUCAUCCCCGCGCGCUACAACAGCUCGCGCGCCAAGUGCAUCAAGUGCGGCUACUGCAGCAUGUACUUCUCGCCCAACAAGUUCAUCUUCCACUCGCACCGCACGCCCGACGCCAAGUACACGCAGCCCGACGCCGCCAACUUCAACUCCUGGCGCCGCCACCUGAAGCUCAGCGACAAGUCGGCCACGGACGAGCUGAGCCACGCCUGGGAGGACGUCAAGGCCAUGUUCAACGGCGGCACCCGGAAGCGGACCUUCUCGCUGCAAGGCGGCGGCGGCGGCGGCGGAGGGUCGGGGGGGGCAGGGAAAGGGGGCGCUGGAGGCGGCGGCGGCGGCGGGGGAGGCCCGGGCUGUGGUUCGGAGCUGGCCCCGGGCCCGCCGCCCCACAAAAGCCUGCGUUGUGGGGAAGACGAGGCCGUCGGACCUCCUGGGCCGCCUCCUCCCCACCCGCAGCCGCGGGGACUCGGUCUGACGGCGGGAGCCGGCGGCCCUGCGGGGCCUGGUGGAGGCGCCGCCGGCGUCCGCAGCUACCCGGUGAUCCCGGUGCCCAGCAAGGGCUUCGGCCUCUUGCAAAAGCUGCCCCCGCCCCUCUUCCCACACCCCUACGGCUUCCCCACGGCCUUCGGCCUCUGCCCCAAAAAGGACGACCCUGUGCUGGGGGCAGGCGAACCCAAGGGCGGCCCGGGCUCCGGGAGCGGCGGGGGCGCGGGCGCCGGCGGGGGCGCGGGCGGCCCAGGAGCCGGCCACCUGCCCCCGGGGGCCGGGGCUGGCCCGGGGGGCGGCGCCAUGUUCUGGGGUCACCAGCCCUCCGGGGCAGCCAAGGACGCGGCGGUGGCUGCCGCGGCCGCCGCGGCCACCGUGUACCCGACGUUCCCCAUGUUCUGGCCGGCGGCGAGCAGCCUCCCGGUGCCGCCCUACCCGGCGGCGCAGAGCCAGGCGAAGGCGGUGGCGGCCGCCGUGGCAGCCGCAGCGGCGGCGGCGGCGGCGGCGGCGGGGGGCAGCGGCUCGGAGCCUCUGGACGGCGCGGAGCCCGCCAAGGAGGGCGGCCUGGGCGCGGAGGAGCGCUGCCCCAGCGCGCUGUCCCGCGGGCCGCUGGACGAGGACGGCGCGGACGAGGCGCUGCCGCCGCCGCCGCUGGCCCCGCUGCCGCCGCCGCCGCCGCCGCCCGCGCGCAAAGGCUCCUACGUGUCGGCCUUCCGGCCGGUGGUCAAGGACGCCGAGAGCAUCGCCAAGCUCUACGGCAGCGCCCGCGACGCCUACGGCGCGGGGCCAGCCCGGGGGCCGGGGCCGAACGCCGGGGCCGGCGGCGGCGGCGGCUACGUGAGCCCGGACUUCCUGAGCGAGGGCAGCUCCAGCUACCGCUCCGCCUCGCCCGACGUGGACACAGCCGACGAGCCCGAGGUGGACGUGGAGUCCAACCGCUUCCCCGACGACGAGGGCACGCCGGAGGAGGCCGAGCCCGGCGCGCCCGGCGCGGGAGGCGGCCCGGACGGAGAGCCGCUCGCGGGGCCCCCAUCGGCCACCUCCUCGGGCGCGGAUGGUCCUGCAGACUCUCCGGGCGGCGGCAGCCCCGGCCCCCGGCGCCGCCCGGGGCUGCCCCCGGCCAGCCGCUCCGUGUUUGGGGACCUGGUGGCCGACGACGCGGCGCGGAGACCGGAGAGGAGCCCGCCGAGCGGGGGCUACGAGCUGCGAGAGCCCUGCGGGCCGCUGGGGGGCCCCUCGCCGGCCAAGGUGUACGCGCCCGAGCGGGACCAGCACGCGAAGAGCGCGGCGGCGGCGCUGGGACCCGCGGCCUCCUACCUCUGCGCCCCCGAGGCCCACGAGCCAGAAAAGGAAGACAAUCACUCGACCGCCGCUGACGAUUUGGAAGCGAGGAAAUCCUACCCAGACCAAAGGAGUAUCUCCCAGCCAAGUCCUGCAAACACAGACCGAGGCGAAGAUGGGCUCACCCUGGAGGUCACAGCAACUCAGCUGGUGGAGAAGGAUAUCGAGAACCUGGCCAGAGACGAGCUGCAAAAACUGCUCCUGGAGCAAAUGGAGCUCCGCAAGAAGCUGGAGCGAGAAUUUCAGAGUCUCAAAGAUAAUUUUCAGGAUCAAAUGAAGAGGGAAUUGGCUUAUCGAGAAGAAAUGGUGCAACAGCUGCAAAUUGUCAGAGACACUCUGUGUAACGAACUGGACCAAGAGCGGAAGGCGCGCUAUGCCAUCCAGCAGAAGUUAAAAGAAGCCCACGACGCCCUGCACCACUUCUCCUGCAAGAUGCUGACCCCCCGCCACUGCACUGGCAACUGCUCCUUCAAGCCCCCGCUGCUGCCCUAGGGCCGGCCCGGCCGUGCCCACGCGCCCUCAAGCCAUGCUGCUCUCUCUCUUCUGUAAAUACCUGCGGCCAAGGCGGCCGAGAGCGUGGAACAAGCCAUUGGGACCGGAGCGAUGUAAAUACAGCCUCCCGCCCGCCCUCCUGCCGGGCGCCUGGGCCCUCCCCGCCCCCCACCCCCGGGUGCCCCAGCCCAGGGCCCCGGCCCGGUUUCCAAGUGUAAAUACCAUUUCGCCCCCCUCCCGCCCCCGGCUGAACUCCAGGGCAUUGGACCUCGUGGGUUACCUGGACAGAGGGGAUAAGAAAGGCGAGGGGGAGACUACCCUUCGCCUCUGGACAGCCUCCUCGGACCCCAGUUGUGAUUACAACGUAGCAACUUGGCUGGCGCCGGCCCGCGCGGUCCCGUCACUCCUGAGACUUGUUCCUAAUGACAAAGUGGCUAUGUGCAAUGGAUAUACAUGUCCUGUGAGUCUCUUGGUUCGGUACUGAGUUUACUUUAAUUUAUUUAUGCUGUAUGUCAUUCUGCUUCCUCCUCCCGAACCUGCUUCCAGUCCCGUUCUUUGCAGUCCCCCUGGGGUUUUGCUUUGUCUGUAUUUUGUUGUAACCUCUCGAUGUAAUAACCAGCACUUUAAAAAGGGCGACCACUGACUCACGAGAUGGAGACCACCUGGACCUGUUUGGGGAGACCACCCUGUCUGUAACCGUGACUUUCGUUUUGUUUUUAAUUAAAAAAAACAAAGAAAUCUGUCA
Messenger RNA from Pipistrellus kuhlii (Kuhl's pipistrelle), 3685 nucleotides. RefSeq names its product SKI family transcriptional corepressor 1 (gene SKOR1). NCBI's taxonomy places the organism in Eukaryota, Metazoa, Chordata, Mammalia, Chiroptera, Vespertilionidae. The record is from RefSeq and is a predicted model, not a curated record. Gene Ontology annotation, biological process: negative regulation of BMP signaling pathway; negative regulation of transcription by RNA polymerase II. Gene Ontology annotation, molecular function: DNA-binding transcription factor activity, RNA polymerase II-specific; RNA polymerase II cis-regulatory region sequence-specific DNA binding; SMAD binding. Gene Ontology annotation, cellular component: transcription regulator complex; nucleus.